This is a messenger RNA of Hyla sarda, 2261 nucleotides long. It is a transcript of the gene OTC, whose product is annotated as ornithine transcarbamylase. Gene Ontology annotation, biological process: L-citrulline biosynthetic process. Gene Ontology annotation, cellular component: mitochondrion. Gene Ontology annotation, molecular function: amino acid binding; ornithine carbamoyltransferase activity. The transcript is spliced from 11 exons. The record is from RefSeq and is a predicted model, not a curated record. NCBI's taxonomy places the organism in Eukaryota, Metazoa, Chordata, Amphibia, Anura, Hylidae. Bases 479 to 1294 code for a protein of 271 amino acids.
CGGAGGCGUGAAUUGCUAUUGUCACCAGCGGCCCGACACCGCCAUCUUGUGGACGGAGGACCGAACUUCUGCAAAAUGAUUUAAUUUCAUCCACAUUAUAAAAUAGAAGAAUCCUUUGAACCUUGCCAGAGUUAUUUGAAGUAUCACUUCUGUAUACCAGAAAGAUGUGUGCCAGGAGUCAUGGAUAGCCAUUGUCUUAGCUGUGUGAUCUGACUCAAACCAAUGGAAUAUAUUUCUCCCCAACUUUUCAUCGCUCCGCCCUUUCAGGCUGGGAAAGGCAGAAGAUAAGCCGGACCAUGGAAGCCAAAAGCCUUGGUCUUCUCGCACCAAUCUACAGCUAAAGGGUCGUGAUCUCUUAACACUGAAAAACUACAAUGCUGAAGAAAUAAAGCAUUUUCUGUGGGUCUCAGCAGAUCUGAAACACAGGAUAAAGCAAAAAGGAGAGUAUCUGCCUUUACUACAGGGAAAAUCUCUUGCGAUGAUAUUUGAGAAGAGAAGCACCAGAACUAGACUUUCCACUGAAACAGGAUUUGCUUUACUUGGAGGACAUCCUUGUUUUCUCACCACGCAGGAUAUUCAUUUGGGAGUCAAUGAAAGCCUGAAGGACACAGCAAGGGUCUUGUCUGGAAUGACGGAUGCUGUUUUAGCUCGAGUUUAUCACCAGUCAGACCUGGAACUGUUGGCUAAAGAAGCAUCAAUUCCAAUAGUGAACGGAUUGUCUGAUGACUUUCACCCCAUUCAGAUUCUAGCUGACUAUCUAACUAUUCAGGAACAUUAUGGCCACCUCAAAGGACUUACUAUCUCCUGGAUCGGUGAUGGGAAUAACGUCCUACAUUCAAUCAUGCUGAGUGCUGCAAAAUUAGGAAUGAAUCUGCACAUUGCAACACCAAAGGGGUAUGAACCAAACUCUUCAAUUAUUGCAGCCGCUAAGCAAUUUUCAAAAGAGUCUGGAACCAAGCUGUUUAUGACAAACGAUCCGCUCCAAGCUGCCAGUGGAGCUAAUGUGUUGGUUACAGACACGUGGGUGAGCAUGGGACAAGAGGAGGAGAAGAAGAAGCGUCUGCAGGAUUUCAAAGGUUACCAGAUUACAAUGCAGACAGCAAAAUUAGCAGCACCCAACUGGACAUUCCUUCACUGUUUACCAAGAAAGCCUGAAGAGGUUGAUGAUGAGGUUUUCUAUUCUUCUAAGUCACUUGUCUUCCAAGAAGCAGAAAACAGAAAGUGGACAAUUUUGGGGGUGAUGGCCUCUUUGCUGACAGACUACUCGCCACAGAUGCCAAGACCUAAAUUUUAGGCCCCAGAACAGUUCAGCAGCAUGGUAACUGCAGUGAAGCAGCAAGACUGAUACUCAAGAUUAAACCCCAACUCAAUUCUUCUCAAUGCAAAUGAAUAAUUGGCAUUGUACACAACUCUUUCCAUAUGGUGGACAAUAUUAUGACUCUUGUGCAGGGUGCUCCACAUUUUAAUAGGAUUACUGAUAUUUGCUCACAAAUGUAAUGAAUCAGAAGUUUACAUUGGUGGGGGGAACCACAAGCUCUUCAUAUUGUUAUGCCAAUUAUUUUGUAGCUAGGAGGACACUGUUUUUUAAGCUCAUGUGGACAGUGCUCCAAUUGCUCUCUAUGGCUUCCUUGCUGUCAUUUUCAAGCUAAAGUUCUAAAAGGGACAUGGCUCUGGGCCGAUCAUUGAGGACCCUGUAUUAAAACAACUGCUUUGAAGAAGUUGUAAUGCCCAAUGGAACGCUUAAAAGGGAGCCUUUCCCGUUUCAUUCUGCCAAAACCACAGGCAGCAUGAAACAGAUAUCGGCAGCGGGAUGCUCGGACACUUUGAUGCACUCUAAAACGCUCAGGUGUUUAAGAGAAACACAGCUAGAAAAAAACACCGGGACCUUGUUAAGCAGUCAUGGGAAGAGGAGCCUUAAGCUGCCUCUUGACCCACUGGCCUUGAGUGCCGCAUCUCUGCCUAUACAGUCUUAGGGAAACAUGCAUCACUCAAGGUGGGAGUGGAGCAGUCAUAGUAUCCUCCUCCCGUGACUACUUACCUGGGUCCCAGCAACUUUUUUAAACGCCUGAGCUUUUCAUGUUGCUUAUGGUUUGGGCAGCAUGAAACAGGUGACACGUUCCCUUUAAAAUUGCUUUUCAGUUGAUAAAAUGACAAAAGAUAUUGUUAAUAAUUUGUCGAUAUCUGUUUUGUUGUAGAAUUUGCUACCAUUGUUCUAACCAUAUGCUAACUAUGUAAGGAUUAAUAAAAAUAAAUUCCAGCAA